AUGUUUAACAAUGAUCCCAAUAUUCCACGUUUAGUUGGGAACUUCCCUCUACUCCCUCUCCGUACCAAGACCCGUGGUCCUGCAUACGUGCUACCGCAGCCCAACCCACCGCUUCCUGCCAACGAAAGCCCCGACCCAGAUGCCGAGUCUUACGAUAUCCUAGACGAAGUGAUCUCGCUCUUCCGUGCCAACACAUUCUUCCGUAACUUCGAGAUCCAAGGCCCAGCAGACAGGCUAUUAAUCUAUGGCAUCCUAUUCGUAAGCGAAUGUCUCGGCAAGAUCCGCCCUCAGCAUUCCCUGAGGGACGCCACGAAGGAGGUCCUCAACACUGCUCUGGACCUCAACUUCGCCAUUCCGGGUGACCCUGCAUUCCCCUUGAACCAAAUCUAUGAACCACCACGAGACAGGCAGGACGCCGAGCAACUACGACAGUAUCUCUCCCAGGUACGACAAGAGCUGGCUUCGCGAUUAUUAGCACGAGUCUACGAAGAAGAUAAUGAUGGCAAGCCGAGCAAGUGGUGGUUAAGUUUCACAAAGAGGAAGUUUAUGGGCAAGUCAUUGUAA
Molecule: messenger RNA, 564 nt
Organism: Daldinia childiae
Lineage: Eukaryota; Fungi; Ascomycota; Sordariomycetes; Xylariales; Hypoxylaceae
Product: Actin-related protein 2/3 complex subunit 3
Exons: 2
Coding region: 1-564 (187 amino acids)
Biological process (GO): regulation of actin filament polymerization; Arp2/3 complex-mediated actin nucleation
Cellular component (GO): Arp2/3 protein complex; cytoskeleton
Molecular function (GO): actin filament binding
Source: RefSeq, a predicted model, not a curated record